Molecule: messenger RNA, 243 nt
Organism: Aspergillus sclerotioniger CBS 115572
Lineage: Eukaryota; Fungi; Ascomycota; Eurotiomycetes; Eurotiales; Aspergillaceae
Exons: 2
Coding region: 1-243 (80 amino acids)
Source: RefSeq, a predicted model, not a curated record
AUGACGCUUUUCCCGUAUGAGGCGUGGUACGGAGUAAUGGUAUCGCGUACCGAGGCUGGGGGGGUAAGCGUAUGGUCCGGUUUCGGUUUCAUCUCGUUUUCAACGAUACCUCACUUUGCGGGCGCUCUCGACACCUCUUCCGCCGGCGAUCGAGGCCAGAACUUCCAUUCCCUCCAGUUCGUGUUCAAAGUCGAUACGUCGUCUGUUGCUCUCCAUCGAGUUGUGGAACGGUUGGAUGUGUAG